UUUUAAAACUUGAGGGAAGGGCUUGAGGUGGUAAUGACAAGUAAUUAAAUGAGGUCACUGGAUUUGACACUCAUUUGAGCUGACAGAGCUGGCAGCAUAGCUGGCAGAUUAGCAGUUCUACAUGAGAUAAUAAUUCUCCAGGGAUUGAUACCUGCUGGUAACUGCUGCCUCAUUUACCUAACGGGGAUUCUGGAGUAAUUCAGAUGGGUGGGGGAGUUUGGUGCUGGUGUCCAACCUCCUACAAACUGACAGUUGUAAGAUUUUGCUGUAAACUGAUGACAGGCUUUGAGCACUGCCUGCAUCCUGAGAGGUCUGGCUGUUGAGAUGCCAUUCUGUGAGUUCCUCUGUCAUAAGCUGACUGACGACCAGUUCUUGUUCCUUUCCCCAUGGAAAGCAGGUAAACUCAGGGUGGGCUUUUCCUUUCAGCCUUCUUACCCUGUAGGAACUGCAUGCUGCUUCUGGAGCAGCCACAGGAGGAAUGGCAUCUUGCCACGUGUGUCAGCAUUUCAGCAGGACUCAGGCACUGGCAUCCUGGUGAAUGUAAUGGGGGCAGUAGAACAGAACUUAAGAGAAACUUCUCACUCAGCUGAGCUCAGAUUUUUUAAGAAGUGGAGAAGAAAAAGCUUUUAAUAGCAAUGGUUCUCCCUUCCUGGAAAGGAAUCUCUCUUGCACUUUGCUUUGGACUGAAGUGUGGUACUUCCCACUGCAUUGGGCUGCAGAACAUUUCAGUGCCUGUUUUUAGGGAGCAGGUCAGACAUUCAGCUUCUUCCAUGCUUUCACAGAAUCAGGCUUAUUCAGUCUAGAAUAUAAUAGUUGCUUGAAAAUGUUUGGGGGGGUAAGAUAGAAUUUUACUGAAAAAGCUUCCCUAAAAGGGAAGAGUACUGAAGGGAGUGUAGAUAAGGCUUGUGUUUGCUCUGCUGUCUCUGAGCAGAGUCCUGCAAGGGUGAAGGUCUGCAUGGAGGAGGUGGGAUUGGGAGCAGGGUGCCAGCCAAGCUGUGGGCUGGGGACUGCUGCUCCUGCCCUGUUCCACCAGUGCCAAACAAAGUCUCUCCCCACAGUUCAGUGAACGCGCGUGUGCAGCGUGAAAAUGAUUUUCAUCUUGGCCUGAUGAAGUGUCUUCUGAAACAGUGUUGUCAAAUUAGCUUGUUGCUGUUUAAAAUGAAGUAUUUAGUGGUGGUAGUUUCUGAUGUUCCUGGUGAAUCAAGAGAAAUAGCUCCUCUGUGCUCCUCAUUGCUUUUCUUGGGAUUUUGGUGGGAUUUUUGGUAACUACUUUCAUCAUUUUACUAGACAGAUGGCUUCAUUUUUGUUGUGUAGGAGUUUCUUGUGCCAGCCAGAGAAAGACUGAAUGAUAUUUUAAAUAGGAAAACAAAAAGAGCUGGCACAGGGCUCAGGGAGGAAGGAGUAUGUUUUGAGUGCUCUCAGUUAAUCUUAAAUUUGCCUUCUUUCAAUUAACUGGCUUUUUUUAUAAUAUGCAAUUGUUAAAAUUCAUCUUGAACAACAACACAGGUCUUACAGAAUACCACAGAGCAGUUUUCUUCCUGAAAAAAAUACUCUAAUGCAGGGUCUCCAGAGGUGUUUCUAGGGAGUAUCUGUAAUAUUUGGAGUUGAAGGCCAAUCAAAAUACACAAUUACUGCUAGAAUAUUUUCCUUUUGAGGCGUGAGUGGGAUGCCAUUAGCUAGUUAAUUCUAGCUUUUCCUGCUGGUCCUCCCACCCCUCCUGCCUUAUCCCUAAUACAAUACAACCUUUUCCCUCAAUCAGAGCAGCAGUGCUCUUUUUGAUCUACCCUCUUAGGCACACAGCUUUCAUGGUGCUUAGAAAGCUUUGGAAACAAGGAAUUGUUUUGGUUUGUUUUGUUUUAAACCCAGACUUCAGCAGAAAACCAAAGUGAAAUGGAGCCACAUUUCACUUUCACCAAAGUGAAAUGGAGAGACUUAGCCCUGAAAUUGUUCUGGGUAAUUAGUUUAAUCUUGAGGUGAGAUGUAGCUACCUGACUUCUACUUUCUGAACCAGGGGGCUGGUUUCAGGCUCCCUUAACAAUCCAAAUCCAGUCACAGGAGAAGCAGAAAAUCUCUGUUUUGAGAUCUGGUCUGCAGGGUCAAAGAGGGAAAUUUCUUUAUGUACAUUUAGAAUGCUCAGAUAGAAACACUGUCUUUAAAAACCUAAACAGCUUCCUUUACUCCUCUUUUGUGUUUUAUUUCUAUUGGGCAUAAAACAGUGCUGAGAGUCACAUAAUAGACACAUAACUCUAUACCCAGUUUUCAAGCUGGCCCUAAGACUGGCUUGGUUUGUGUGGAUCUGGUUGUUUGUAAUCUGUUUUAGAAGAAUGCCCUUUACCUGCUCCCUGUGUGAGGCUUUUGGAAUGAAAAAAGACUUCAGGAGGUGGAUGUUUGUGCCUGGCAAGGGUUGUAAGAUAGAGAGCCAUUCCUUUCCUUUCUGUUUCCUUCCCAAGCUGGACAUUCAGGGCAGGGAAGGAUUUUUGGUGCCCAUCAGUCCAGAACUCUUUCAGCGGGAGCUGCUGCACUGCAGAACUGGAGCUGGGGGUUGUCUCCUCCUCCUCUCCGCCCCAUUCCUCCUCCCAGCCUCGCGUUCAGGCUGCGCUGGGAUGAGCUGUGCGAGCCCAGCUGGCUGCUCCCCUCACUGGUGCGUUGCUGCCCAGCAGGCCGGGACUGCAGGGGGCUUUUGGGGGAGUUGGUUUCAAUGGCCACCCCGACUAGUGAGAAGCAAGGACUGCUCAUAUGGACAGCUCGCCUUUGUCUUGUGCAGAGUCGGCUUUGUAGUGGGAUGUUGAAAUAUGACACGAUGCCUGUUUGUUUGCAAUAGCUGCAACCCUCGUAGCAGAGAUUCAAGUGGGAAACAGAGAGGGAAUCCAGAGACAAACCAGCGGGGGAUUUAGGAACUGUGACGCCGUGUCCUCUCUCCUGUGCCGGAGCAAGCAAAGGAAAGAGAGGUAGAGGAAAAAAGACUGAGCCUUACAACAGCCGUCACCUGAUGAUGUGUCAGUCAAACACCCUGCAGGGACCAGAUCUGCACACAGGGAAAUGGUGAGAUGCUAUAAAGCUUUAUCUAACCCUCCACCCUCUUGCUACAACCUCCACAAAGUUAAAAUCCAUGUCCGGAGGCUGCGUUCAGGGAACGGCGGCAGCAGCAGCUGUGCCUGGGACCAGCACCCACAGCUGGAGAGCCCAGGCCCGACUGGCUCUGCCGGUGGGACACCAAGUAGGAGAACUCGUUUCAGGUUGCAAUUCCCCCAGCUGGCCCUGAGGCGGAGGUUGGGCCAGCUGAGCUGUAUGUCUAGGCCUGCUCUGAAACUCCGUUCUUGGCCUCUGACUAUUCUCUAUUACCUUCUGCCUUUCGGUGCCCUUAAACCCCUGACCAGAGUGGGAUGGAGGCCCAUGAGCAGGGUUGCCCUGUACAAGUCGGUACCAACUCGGCUGCUCUCGCGGGCCUGGGGUCGCCUGAACCAGGUGGAGUUGCCCACGUGGCUCCGUAAGCCCGUGUACAGCCUGUACAUCUGGACCUUCGGGGUGAACAUGAAGGAGGCGGCUGUGGAGGAUCUGCACCACUACAGGAACCUCAGCGAGUUCUUCCGCAGGAAGCUGAAGCCGCAAGCGCGGCCGGUGUGCGGCGUGCACAGCGUGAUUAGUCCUUCUGAUGGAAAGAUCCUGAAUUUCGGGCAGGUAAAAAACUGUGAAGUGGAGCAAGUAAAAGGGGUCACUUAUUCUCUGGAGUCUUUCUUGGGACCUCGUGUCUCGACAGAGGAACUGCAUUUUAGUCAGGCCCCACCUGGUAACUCUUUUCAGCAACAACUGGUCACCAAAGAGGGGAAUGAGCUGUACCACUGUGUGAUCUACCUUGCUCCAGGGGACUAUCACUGCUUCCACUCGCCCACUGACUGGACAGUGUCGCACCGACGGCAUUUCCCAGGCUCUCUGAUGUCUGUGAAUCCCGGAGUUGCUCGCUGGAUCAAGGAGCUGUUCUGCCACAACGAGCGGGUUGUCCUUACAGGUGACUGGAAGCACGGCUUCUUCUCCCUGACAGCUGUAGGAGCGACAAACGUGGGCUCCAUCCGCAUCUACUUCGACCAGGACUUGCACACCAACAGUCCAAGUUACUCUAAAGGUUCCUACAAUGACUUCAGCUUCAUAUCCAACAACAACAAGGAGGGAAUCCCCAUGAGGAAAGGGGAACAUUUAGGGGAAUUUAAUUUAGGCUCCACAAUUGUCCUAAUCUUUGAGGCACCCAAGGACUUCAAAUUCAACCUCAAAGCCGGACAGAAAAUCCGCUUUGGAGAAGCGCUGGGCUCUCUAUAGAAACUGUCUCAGCAAGAAGAUUUUCUAUACAAAGGGACUCUUUUCACACCAUUGUUUCACUUUACAAGUCCUUAUCACUCAGCAGGACCUGGGUGAGCAGAAGAGAAGAUGUCAGUGCUGUGUUAACCUUGAGAGUAUUUGCUCUACAUUUACCUGCUGCUGAAUGUAGAAACUGAGUUGAGUGAUCAUGGAUGUAUCAGGUACAGCUGCCUUUAAAGAUGUUGCCCAUGGAGGUUUCUGUCCCAGCCUGUGCCUGUGCUGUUUCAUGUUCUCCCCUCAAUGUGCCACAGGAUAAUUAUGUUCUUAAGUCCCUUUUAAGCCUUCUGAGGCUGUGCAGGUGCACUGGGGAGGGGUGGAGAUUACCUGUGUUUAAAGGGACACUGACAGGCUCAGUCUCAGACCUUGUACUUUAUAGCUGCAAUAUUUGUUUUUCAGACCUUGAGUAAAGAAUACGUUCUCAUAUUUAUUUUGUUCUAAGAAACUCUGCUGAAAUUGUCAAAUAAAGACAGCCUGUGAGUGCACACAGAGCCAAACAGUGAGACUGGCUGGUGUGGCUUCACAGCCCAAACAAAGCAACACAUGCAACAGAGCAUCAGUAGAAAGAAUUACACUCAACCAGGCUUUCUGCUGUUGAACUGGACAACUCCAGUUCUUUUGCCUGACAUUGUCCCUUUAAAAAUGGACUUUGCACUGUAUUUUAAACCUGAAAACACUGUGUCUACAUUCCAGACAACAGCUCUUGUCAUCUUAGGAUUUUCUUUUAAAAAACAAAAAAACCCAGACAGAGGUGUGUGUACUAUUCCUAAUCCAUGGGUUUAUUUUGCUACUCCAGGCCUUAAAGUUUUUGUCUGUAUGAGGGACAGUUACUUCACCUCUUGGAUUAUGGAGUUAGAAGACACAGGGAAUGUUUUUCUUAUGUGAUGUGAUAGCAACUAAAAUAUGUUUUACUUUCUGCUAUGUAUCUUCAUUAUUGCUUUGUCACUAAAUUAUUGAAGAAUUAAUUUCUCUAUUACAGAACAGCUUCAGAUACUUCAGGACCAGUUUUUAUUGCUCAGAGUGAAAUGCCCUAUGCACUGACUGUGUUUACAAACAUUAUGGCUCUUUGAAGAAAUCCCACGUUGCCUCCCUUGACUGGCAACAAUUUCAUCUUACUCAAAAUAUAAAAAAACCCCACACUGGCUCUAACUUAUGCCCUCAUACUUAAUGCUAGGAAUGUGCUGGGGGCUGAAAGCUCUGUGCUGAAGCUUCAUCCACAGUAAAAUUUUAGAGUUCACAUCAAGAAGAGUUAAAAUCUCACACCUUGGAUCUGCUGCAGGUGGCACUAUGUGGUGCUGACAGAAACCGCUGCCAGAGUGAAGAGGAAUUGAGUUUUAAAGCAAUGUGUCAGUUGUUUUUAGAGAAUAAACUGUUUCAAGUCCCAGCACUCAGACAUUUAGAACUGAUUGUGCUGUCCAGAGCUUGUUGGAGUGGACAUGCUUAUGAAACUUGCCUUUCUGCUUUCUGAAAGAUUUCUCAUAUUACUUCCUUGCUUGAGCUACUUUUCUGCUACUUCAAGGAGAUAGGCUUUGACCAGCUCUGAUCUCCUAAAGAAACCCUUAUCUUCUUUGUAUGCACUGCAGAAAAUAGAAUAUAAUUUUGUUGUACAAAUGUCCAGUUUGCCAAGUCCUGUAUGCUUAGCUUGUCAUCAGGGAGGAAGGGAUGAUGAACUGCCUCUAAGUGAUGUAGCCCAGCCCUGGGUCAGGUGAUGGUGGUGGCUGUUUGGGUGACAAGCAGGAGAAAAUUCAUUUGGCUCCAGGAGUCAGUGUUUCCUCACUUCACACAGGGAGGAGUUUGAAAGCUUGAAGUGGCUCUCAGCCACCUAUCUUGUUAAACUUCUUGGCAUUAGCAAGUUUACUCCUGCAGCAGUAUAGUACCAGAUGCAAGGGGUUUUUUUAAACCUUUGAGAGUGAGAAAAGAGUAAGUCAAAUAUCAACCCCAAGAGGAUAAAGUUAUGGUGAGAUUUUUGAUUAAACUUCAAUGUUGUGUUAACAGUAGAAAGCAAAUUUGUUCCAGUGGAUGAGAAAAAAAGACAAGUGAAUCUUUUCCCCCUUUUCCACUGGGGCCUUUGGCACCCAGACACAGCCAAAGGAAGUUUAAGCUUUAAUUUCUUCCUACUCAGCAUCAUCAUCCACAGUAUCUGAAAGUUACUGUUAGCCUGUGAUGGAGGAUGGUUACUUGAUGUUUGCUUUAUUAGAAAGCUCAGAAGGAGGAGAGGAUCCAGCAAUUGGCUGUUUUUAGGAUGGUUUUAAUACUGUGCAGAGUGAGCUAAUAACUCAGCAUUGCUUGUGAUGCAGGGCCAGCAACACACCCAGAACUGAAAGCAAAGUUGCUCGAGGGUACUGAUAAUGCUGUGAAUUUCUCCUGCCUGGAGAAUCCAUUUAAUUCAACUGUAUCAGUAGCACGGUAUUUUUGUAUGUCAAAGUGUAUGACUUACUGACAUGAACUCAUUUAAUUGCAAACAUUUUGAAAUAAAGAGUCUUAUCUGUGUUGCUUA
Messenger RNA from Corapipo altera (White-ruffed manakin), 6844 nucleotides. RefSeq names its product phosphatidylserine decarboxylase (gene PISD). Gene Ontology annotation, cellular component: mitochondrion. The transcript is spliced from 7 exons. Gene Ontology annotation, biological process: phosphatidylethanolamine biosynthetic process. The coding region runs from base 3040 to 4311 and encodes 423 amino acids. Gene Ontology annotation, molecular function: phosphatidylserine decarboxylase activity. Lineage: Eukaryota; Metazoa; Chordata; Aves; Passeriformes; Pipridae. The record is from RefSeq and is a predicted model, not a curated record.